CCUUGAAUUUGGUAUACAAAGUCUUGGAUUUUAUUAAAAUGGUCUUAUAUUUUUUGCCUUUAUUAAUAUUAAGUUCAUACUGUUAUAAAAUUAACUGUUACUAAUGUAGUCUAAUAAAAAAUGUAUGCAGCGUAAAGUGGACCUCGCGCUCCACGUCAUAGCAGAAAGCGCGAAAGUGCGCAGCCGACAGCCGUUACUAUGGUUACUAGACUAGCGAGGUAAAGAACAAGAUUGUAGCUAGCCUAGUUUGCUGCUAAAAUGGGAAAGUGUCGGUUUAAUCCGCUGUGGCCAAGGAAUCCGGAUUACGUUUGGGUCAAGCCUGUGCCAGGAAAUGACCGCGAAGCAUAUUGCUGUUGGUGCCGGAAAUCUUUUAAGCUGGCAAGAUGGGUGUUACGGCCCUAGACUCCCAUAUGAAGGGUGCCAAACACACCGCGUGUAGUACUGCUCGCCAGCGCCAGGCACCAAUUGUGCAGUUCUGUGCCCCGCAAACCUCUUCUUCGGUUACUGAAACAACUGUGGUUAUCAAUAAUGAAAAUGUUUCUACAUUAGAAGCAUUGCCACCACAGCCAAGGAACAUCGUAUCUUACUGUGGCUCGACACCCACACUGCGGGCAGAGGUGAUGUGGGUCCUUAAAACAAUCUCUGAGCACCACUCUUAUACAUCGAAUGAGAACAUUGCAGAGAUGUUUAAAACCAUGUUUCCUGACUCCGAGGUUGCCGCUACAUUUUCGUGUGGAAGCAACAAAACUGCAUAUAUUACUAAAUUCGGGUUGGCUCCCUUUAUAACUAAAGAACUGACUGACCAGGUCAAUAUGACCAGCGGGUUUGUGGUCAUGUUUGACGAGAGUCUCAAUAAGAUAACUAAAAGUAAGCAGUUGGACCUUCAUAUUCGUUACUGGGUGGACGACCACGUACAGUCACGGUACUUCGGCUCGCAGUUUAUGGGUCAUGCAACGGCGGUGGACCUGCUCAAACAUUUCAAAGUAAGUUUUUAUUCUGAAUUUUAAAAAUGUUGUUUUUUUAUUUAUUUAUUUGUUUAAAUAAUAUAUGAUAUGUUCUAUAAUAUCAUAAUUGCAAAUGUUACAUUGAAUGUAUAGUUUAAUAAACAAGUAGCCUAUAGUUAAUAUGUAGUCACUUACAAUUUAGACACAAUAUCGGUUUAUUUCACCGAUGAAAGAAAAGCAAUUUCUUAAGUUCUGUGUUUUGUUUUUGAAUGAUUCAGCAUUUUGAACGAAUUUUAACGAAUGACUCAAUGAUUCAUUUAUUAGAAGGUCACUUGUCGCCACCUGUUGGUUUUAAUAUUGUUUUUUUAUAUUAUUUGUUUAAACAUAAAAUGUUUAAAAAUUUUCUUUAUACAUGUAAAUAACGACCUGAUGUAAAAAUCACAAUUAAGCAGAUUUAAGUAUGUAAAAGCUGAUGAGAAUAUUGCUUCAAAAUAAAUUGUAGUUAUUUGUGACAGACAUUGUUUAACACUUUCACCGCCAUUGGCAUGUUAUCUCUUCAAUAACGAGUUAAUAUUUAACUAAUAAAGACGCUUUCCUGACAAGUUUUUACGGGAAGUUGUAAUACCGCUUUUAUGCACCAGAAUGCUUAAUUUACGUUUAAAUCAUAACAAUUGUCUCAUGGGGGAUAAUGCCCCAGUACCCCCUAGAACAAAUUACUUUGUUAACAUGUCACAUGUUGUAACCAGAGUUGGUCUAUUAUGUAGGCUAUAUAAUAUGUGUUUGUUUAAAAUUUGCUUUUUGUCUUUUAGGAGUGUGUAUGUGACCUUGACUUGAGGAAGAUGGUCUCUGUGUCUAUGGAUGGACCCAAUGUUAAUUGGCGUUUUUUUGAGAUGCUGCAGCAGGAGCAUGCAGAGCAUUUUGGGGGUGCUCAGCUGGCAGUGGUGGGGAGUUGUGGCCUGCAUACUCUCCAUAAUGCUGUCAAAUGUGGAUUCACCGACUGGCAUAUGGAGAAGUUCCUAAGAGCUCUGCAUACAAUUUUCCACAAUGUACCAGCAAGAAGGGAGGAUUUCUGUAAUCUCACAAAGUCCAAAAUUUUUGCUUUGCCUUUUUGUGGUCAUCGCUGGGUCGAGAAUCUCCCUGUGGUGGAGAGGGCCCUUGUCAUCUGGCCAGACAUGAUGAAGUAUGUUGAGGCUGUCAGCAACAAAAAGCUUCCCAACCCUGGGACAUCCUCCUAUGAUACCAUUGAGGCGGCAACCAAAGACCCUCUCAUUCUGGCAAAGCUUCACUUUUUCAUGGCAGUGUGUCGAAGUGUAACACCUUUCCUCACCAGAUACCAGACUGAUGAGCCUGUGCUGCCUUUCAUUGGUAAUGACUUGGCUGAACUGCUGAAGAGUUUGCUGAGGCGAUUCAUUAAACAAGAACUUCUCAAUGAUGCCACACCUCAGCAUUUGGUCCGGCUUGAUGUUAGUGACUUGCAGUCCAGGGUUCAUCUAAGGGCUGUUGAUAUUGGCAUUGGAGCUGAGGCUGCAAUAAAGGAACGUAAGCAGCAGAGUAGAUCCACAGAGGAGCUUUCUGUCCUCCAGUUCAGAAAGGAAUGCAUGGAGGGUCUGUCCAAAAUUGUGAAGAAGAUUCAAGAGAAGAGCCCUUUGAAAUUCCCAACUGUAAGACAAAUGACUUGUCUUAACCCAACCGUGAUGUAUUCAGAUCCAGAAUUGUGUCAGGGCCAGAUGAAGUGUCUAGUCAAAAGGUUUCUUCAGGACAAGCAGUUAGAUGGAGUUGCUACAGGUGAUCUGAUCAUUCAGCAAUUUUCACAAUUGUUGGCUCUGGAGGUGAGGAAUGAAAAUUUCUUGUCUUUCAAGCCCCUCGAGAAGAGGCUGGAUGUGUUUCUCCAUUCAUAUAUAAGUCAGCCCUACCCACAACUCUGGGCUUUCAUCAAAAACCUUCUGCUCCUCUCCCAUGGGCAGGCUACGGUGGAGAGGGGCUUCUCUAUCAAUAAACAAGUAGAAACUUGUAAUAUCCAAGAGGACACUGUCAUUGCACAAAGAGUUGUGUGCGAUUACGUGUCCAUGCAUGGGGGUGUUACCAAGGUGCCCCUUACACCAGAGCUCCUAUCUUCAGUCACAUCAGCAAGGGUGAGGUACAGGAUGCAUCUUGAAAGUGAACGAAAGAAAAAAGAAUCUCAAGCACAUAGUCAAAGAAGAAUGGUGAUUGAACAGGAAUUGGAGCAGCUUAAAAAGACAAGACAGACCAUCCAGGAAGUUGCGGAGCAUCUGAGGAGUGAUGCAGACAAGAUGGCAGAAGAGGCUGAGGGCAAACAAGGCAGCAAAAUGGCAGAGCUAAUUGCCAAGUCAAAUGCGUUGAGAAGAAGCCACAAGCAGAAGUUGACACAACUUGAGAGCCUGAGCGAAAAAAUUGCAAACAAGGCAGCAGAGCUGCGAAGGCUGUAGUGUUUAAUAAGUUAAAAUCUAUUUGUUUAUUUUUGUUUAUUACAAAUCAAAUGUGUUACGCUGUUGCGUAUGUAUUAAAUAUAACAGAUAAUUUAAAUAAAAUGUUUUAUUUAAUUCAGCCCACUUGUACAUAAUUAUUUUCUAGCGUUCAAAAUGAAUACAGAUUUGACAUUUUCGCUCAUACUUCUGUCAGAAUGGGAACGGAGUUGGCAUUGAAUUUCAUUUGAAAUGGUAUUAAAAAGGUCUUAAAAAGCCUUGAA
Molecule: messenger RNA, 3651 nt
Organism: Paramisgurnus dabryanus
Lineage: Eukaryota; Metazoa; Chordata; Actinopteri; Cypriniformes; Cobitidae
Source: RefSeq, a predicted model, not a curated record